Messenger RNA from Apiotrichum porosum, 729 nucleotides. RefSeq lists its product as uncharacterized. The record is from RefSeq and is a predicted model, not a curated record. Gene Ontology annotation, biological process: protein import into mitochondrial matrix; tRNA import into mitochondrion; protein targeting. Gene Ontology annotation, cellular component: mitochondrial outer membrane translocase complex; mitochondrial outer membrane. Bases 1 to 729 code for a protein of 242 amino acids. NCBI's taxonomy places the organism in Eukaryota, Fungi, Basidiomycota, Tremellomycetes, Trichosporonales, Trichosporonaceae. Gene Ontology annotation, molecular function: transmembrane protein transporter activity. The transcript has 5 exons.
AUGUCCCGCGCAGGCCAGAUCGCCCUCAUCACCGCCGGCACCGUCGCCACCGGUAUCCUCGGCUAUGUCGUCUACUUUGACUACAUGCGCCGCAACUCGUCCGAGUUCCGCAAGGGCCUGAGGAAGCAGCAGAAGAAGAUCAAGCAGGCCGCUGAGGCUGAGGCCAAGGAGCAGGCCGUCCGUGACCAGCGUGCCCUUACCAUGGCUCUCGUUGAGCUCGAGCUCGAGCAGCCCCCUGCCACCCCCGAGGCUAUGGAGGCCUACUUCCAGGAGCACGUCGCUACCGCUGAGGCUCUCGCCGCCCAGGGCCCCUCCGAGUACGUCAACUCGGCUACCCACUUCUACCGCGCUCUCCGCGUGUACCCCCAGCCCGUCGAGCUCCUCAUGAUCUACCAGAAGGUCUGCCCCGAGCCCGUCUUCCAGCUUGUCCUCAAGCUCACUCAGCUCACCGCCGCUACCGGUGCCGGUGCCGCUGCUGUUCCCGCCGCUGCCAGCGUCGCCGACAUCGACGACGCUGCCCCCACCGUUGCUGAGGAGAAGGAGGCCGAGGAGGAGGCUGAGGCCGUCGCCGAGGCUAUCGUUGAGGCCGUCGAGGCUGCUGAGGAGGCUGCUGAGGAGGCCGCGGAGGAGGCUGAGGAGGCUGCCGAGGAGGUCGCUUCGGAGGGCCCCGCCAGCCAGACCUCGAGCGGCGCCGACUGGGAGCGCGUCUCCGAGGAGCACACCGCCUAA